This is a messenger RNA of Entamoeba dispar SAW760, 1155 nucleotides long. RefSeq lists its product as uncharacterized. Gene Ontology annotation, biological process: protein phosphorylation. The record is from RefSeq and is a predicted model, not a curated record. Gene Ontology annotation, molecular function: ATP binding; protein serine/threonine kinase activity. The coding region runs from base 1 to 1155 and encodes 384 amino acids. Lineage: Eukaryota; Evosea; Mastigamoebida; Endamoebidae. The transcript has a single exon.
AUGUCAAUUAAAACAGGAUGGGGAAUAAAAGAAGGAGGAAGUUGGAAAACAUGGAAAAAAAGGAUGUUUAAAUUAAGUAAAGAGAAAAUUGAAUAUUUUAAAGAUGAAGGGAUGACAAAAAAAAUGGGAGAUAUUGAAAUAAAUAAAAUUACACAUGUAUUAGCAGUAGAACAAUAUAAAAAAAGAAAAAAUAUAAUAAGAAUUAUUACACCAUCAAGAACAUAUCAUAUUAGUGUUAAUGAAGAAAGUGAUAGAGAUUCAUGGGUAGAAGCAAUAAGUGAAAUAAUUGGAGAUAAAAAAGAGAAAAAUAAAGAAGAAAUAAAAGAAGAAAAUAAAAUAAAUAUGGAAGAAUUUGAAAUUAUAAGAUUAUUAGGAAAAGGAGCAUUUGGAAAAGUUAUGUUAGUUAAAUAUAAAAAAGACGAAAAAAUAUAUGCAAUGAAAACAGUUGAAAAAGCACAAAUAAUUGAUAGUAAUGAAGUAGAACAUAUAUUAUCAGAAAAAGUAGUAUUAUCACAAAUUAAUAAUCCAUUUCUUGUUAAUAUGCAUUAUUCAUUUCAAACACCAACACAUCUUGUAUUUAUUUUAGAUUAUUGUGCAGGAGGAGAAUUAUUUAGUUAUUUACAAAAACAUUCAACAGGAUUACCAGAAGUUGAUGUAAAAUUUUAUGCGGCACAAAUAAUAUUAGCAUUAGAACAUAUGCAUAGUACAGGAAUUAUUUAUCGAGAUAUUAAACCAGAAAAUAUUCUUUUUGAAAAAGAUGGAUAUUUAAGAAUGACAGAUUUUGGAUUAGCAAAAAGUACAAAAAAAAGUACUACAAAUACAUUUUGUGGAACACCAGAAUAUCUUGCACCAGAAGUUGUUAAAGGAUUAGAUUAUAAUGAAUAUAUUGAUUGGUGGGGAUUAGGUAUUUUAAUAUAUGAAAUGUUAUUUACACAAUCACCAUUUUUAGCAGAAACAAUGGAAGAAUUAUAUGAAAAUAUUUUACAAGAAGAACCAAAAUAUCCAACAACAAAACCAAUUACUGAAGAAUGUAUGAAUUUUAUUAAUAAUUUAUUAAUUAAAGAACCAUCUAAAAGAUUAACUGAUCCUGAUCAAAUUAAAACUCAUCCAUGGUUUAAUGGAUUUAAUUUUGAUGAUUUAUAUAAGAAAAAUUAA